This is a messenger RNA of Drosophila arizonae, 5144 nucleotides long. RefSeq lists its product as uncharacterized. Gene Ontology annotation, molecular function: lysozyme activity. The record is from RefSeq and is a predicted model, not a curated record. Lineage: Eukaryota; Metazoa; Arthropoda; Insecta; Diptera; Drosophilidae.
CGCUAAGGCACGCAGCGCCCCCCUCGAAGAAGCCUCUGCUUGAAAAUAUCAUUUGAAAUUUAAAUUUCACUUCAAUUAAUUUCGUCUCGAUUCGGUUCGCUUCGGCUCGGCUCGACUCGGCUAAGGACUGUCUCGUUCUCUGACUAUAUAGAGCAGCAUAUAUAUAUAGGGCGCCGAGCGCAGUGUUCUGUGUCAAAGCAUCGCAAGAUGUUGUCAGUGUCGCGCUCAUKCUCGCUGCUGCUGCUCUGCCUGCUACUGCCGCUGCAGCAGAGCUCGGCCAGAGUCUUCGAGCGCUGCGAGCUGGCUGCCCUGCUGCAGCAGCGAUACGGAAUGCCCGCCGCCCAGGCCGCCACGCUGGUGUGCAUUGCCCAGCAUUCGAGUGAUCUGAAUACGGCUGCCUUUGGCGGUGGCAGCGGACCGGGCGGCGGCUCGCACGGCCUCUUCCAGAUAAGCGACGUCUACUGGUGCUCGCCUCCGGGCCACGGCGCUGGCUGUGGGCUGAGCUGUUCGCGUUUGCGCGACGACGACAUUGCGGACGAUAUCGCGUGUGUGCGUAAAAUCUAUGCGGAGCAUCAGCGCAUCUCCGGAGAUGGCUUCACCGCCUGGCAGGCCUACAAUGCGUACUGUCGCCAGGAUGCCGCUUCCUAUGUGGCUGGCUGUGGCAAUUCCAAUGCUCUGCAGGUGGCUGCCUCCUACCAGCAGGCGCAGCACGCGCACCAGCAACAGUUGCAGGUGAGCUAUUAUCAUCAGCAACCGCUACAGCAUCAGCAGGCGUUGGCUCCAGCGCAGAAUCAGGGCAAGAUCUAUAGCCGCUGUGAGCUGGCGCAGGAGCUGUUCUACCAGCACAAGCUGCCCAUGCAGCAGAUACCCACCUGGGUGUGCAUAGCCCAGCACGAGUCCUCCUACAACACGGCGGCAGUGGGUCGUCUGAAUGCCGAUGGCAGUGCGGAUCACGGCCUGUUCCAGAUCAGCGAUCUCUACUGGUGCACACACGACCAGCGCGGCGGCAAGGGCUGCCAUGCUGCCUGCAAUCAGUUCCUGGACACCAGCAUCGCGGACGAUGUGCAGUGCAUACGCCGCAUCUAUCAGGAGCACACACAGAUUUCGGGCGACGGAUUCACGGCGUGGACUGUCUACAAUCGGGACUGUCGCAACCAGCGCUACGAGCAGGUGGCCGCCUGCUUUGCCAAGCCGCCUCUAGUGGCCCCUGCCACGCAUCCUAAUGCCAUUGCCGGGGGCAGCAAGGUCAGCUAUGCCUAUCCGUUUGCGCAGCCGCAGCUGCUGGCUCCUGCCACGACGCCGAAUCCCUACUACAGGCCGACCCACAAGCAGAUCACCUAUCAAGCAGUGCAGGCUGUGUCCAGUUAUCAGAGCAAUCCCUUCCUGCGCCCUCGCCUGCCUUCGCCCACGUCGCACACUCAGUCGCAUCCCAAUCUCAUUGGCAGUCCUGUUAAGUCGCAUUUCGCAAACGUUUAUAGCACGCCAGUAACGAAUCCGUUGCUCGCCUACAAGCACCACACAACACCAAAACAACAAAUACAGCAGCUACACUAUUCAUACCAACAACAGCAACAACAACAACAACACUAUUACACAACACCUAAGCGAGCUGGUAAAGUUUAUAAACGCUGUGAAUUGGCCCAAGAGUUGUAUUUCUCACACAAGUUUCCAAUGCAGGAUUUAGCUACUUGGGUGUGCAUCGCAGAGCAUGAGUCCCGUCUGGAUACGUCGGCGGUGGGGCGACUGAAUGCGGACGGCAGCGCGGAUCACGGUCUCUUCCAGAUCAGCGAUCUCUACUGGUGCACGCAUGGCGGGGGCGCCGGAGGCAAGGGCUGUCACAUCGACUGCGAUCGUCUACUGGACUCGGAUAUCUCCGAUGAUGUCAAGUGCAUUCGGACAAUACACGAGGAACAUACACGCAUCUCUGGCGAUGGCUUCACAGCCUGGACAGUGUAUAAUCCCCAUUGCAGGGAUCGUAGCCGAGCAGAGAUUGCGAGCUGUUUCGAGCCGAGUGAGUUGGAAAAGGAGCCUGUAAGACCAGUGAAGCCCGCAAAGCCGGCAUAUACUGAACUGGUAAGGAAACCUAAGCCCAAGGGCAAGAUCUACAGUCGCUGUGAGUUGGCAAAGGAAUUGUAUCACAAGCACAAGGUGCCCAUGCAAGAGGUACCCACCUGGGUGUGCAUAGCGCAGCAUGAAUCUUCCUUCAACACAGCUGCAGUGGGCCGACUGAAUGCGGACGGCAGCGCGGAUCACGGUCUCUUCCAGAUCAGCGAUCUCUACUGGUGCACACAUGGCGGAGGCGUCGGAGGCAAGGGCUGUCACAUAGAUUGCGAUCGCUUACUGGACUCGGAUAUCUCCGAUGAUGUCAAGUGCAUUCGGACUAUACAUGAGGAACAUACGCGAAUAUCAGGAGAUGGCUUCACCGCCUGGACAGUGUACAAUCCUCAUUGCAGAGAUCGUAGCCGAGCAGAGGUUGCCAGUUGCUUUGAGCCAAACGAGAUAGAAAAGGAGCCCAUAACACCAGUAAAGCCCGUAAAGCCGGCAUACACUGAACUGGUAAGGAAACCUAAGCCCAAGGGCAAGAUCUACAGUCGCUGUGAGUUGGCAAAGGAAUUGUAUCACAAGCACAAGGUGCCCAUGCAGGAAAUACCCACCUGGGUGUGCAUAGCUCAGCAUGAGUCUUCCUUCAACACAGCUGCAGUGGGUCGACUGAAUGCCGAUGGCAGCGAGGAUCAUGGAUUGUUCCAGAUCAGCGAUCUCUACUGGUGCACGCAUGGCGAGGGCGGUGGCAAGGCCUGCCACAUUGAAUGCGAUCGUUUGCUGGACUCUGAUAUUACGGAUGAUGUGCAAUGCAUUCGCACUAUACACGAGGAGCACACGCGCAUAUCGGGUGAUGGCUUCAACGCUUGGACCGUAUACAAUGGUCACUGUAGAAACCAAAACUUGGCCCAGUUGAGUGAUUGCUUUACAGGCAAUGAGAUUUCCGAGGCACAGAAGCCCAAUCACUAUGCGAAGCCACCGAAGGCGCCUGUCCAGCAGCACCAGGCUGUUGUAAAGAUCGCAGCUAAUCAUGACUAUGGCGCAAAUCCUUUUCUACAACGUCUGAGCGCAGCACCGACUGCGAGACCUCCAACAGCCAAGCCUACAACCGCCAAGCCUGUCAAGCCUCCAGCCCAUGUUGCUGUGGUACCCAAUCAUCCAUUUGGCGCAAAUCCCUUCUUGCAGUUACUCAAACCUCAGCAGCAACCUGCAGUAGUCAAGCCCGUAGCUCGGCCUGUUGCAUCUAUUGGGCAAGCAGCUCCAUCGAAAACCGAAUAUAGUCAUAAUCCCUUUUUAAAACCUUUUAAUAAACCUUCAACUAGCACUAUUCAAGCCUCAGUUGUAAAUAAGCAAACAGUUCUAUCUAGUCCAUCCUCAGCUGUAUCAAAUACAUUCUUGAGUCUUGUUAAUAAGCCAGAAGCCGAUAAACACAAAAUAUCUACGACUUCUAGACCUGUAAAGGCUACGCAUCAUCCUUAUAUAAGCAGCGAUAGCUUUCGACAGGAGAUUAUUAAAUUUACGGCCACGUCGUCAGCAGCGACGACAGGUCUGCAACAAUCAAGCAAAAAAACAACAGCGAUUACAACAAAGCCAUCAACAACACACAAAACAACAGCUCACUCAACAACAACCACUAUUCGACCCCAUACAACAACAGCUCGUCCAUUUACCACAAUUAGGCCAGCUACUACUUUGAAAGUGACAACUCGUUCGCCAACAACCCGGAUAUCGACAACAACAGCGCGUUCGAUACCAACAACACGCCGUGUCACAACAACAACAGCAGCGAGGAAAACUACCUCCAGAUCCACAACUCAACAUACAACUGCAAGACCCACAGCUCGUACUACUACAGCCAGAUCCACAACGCGAACUACAACUCGUCUCACUACGCGUACCACAACGAGGACUACAGCUCGUCCUACAACUCGUUCCACAACUCGUUCUACGCCUCGACCCACGGCGCCAGCCCCAACACGAACCACAGCGAGGACUACAGCUCGGCCUACCACAAGAGCUACAACUCGUCCCACAACUCGUACUACACCUCGUACCACAACGCCGGCCACAGCUCGUACUACAACUCGUACUACUACUAUUCGUCCCACAACUCGAGCCCCAACUCAUACUACAACUCGUACCACAGCGCGGACUACAGCUCGUCCUACAAUCAGAGCUAUAACGAGAUCCACGACAUCAACAAAGCCUGCAACGCGUUCUACAACAACGACACGUUCCACGACUGCCAGACCAACAGUUCGUUUAACAACCACAAGAUCCACAACACUUCCUACGAAAGCAAGCCACACUGCACGUUCUACAACGCGAACCACACGUUCCACAACAGUUGCGCCCACAACACGCUCUACAACAACAAGACCCACAACACGUUCCACGACAAGAAUUACAACACAGUCAACAACAACGAGGCCCACACUCCGCUCUACAACAACCUGGCAUCCAUUUGCAGCAACGCCAACAACAGCUGCAGCUCGCCCCAGCCUGAGAACGUCUACCACCUAUAGAACCACAACUCGUCCAUCGACAACAGCUCGGCCAAGCACCACCAAAAAGCCUCAUCCAUUCAUCGUCCCAUCGACCACGCCACGACCUUACUUGUUUACCUCAACUAAGUCACACACAACCACGCCAACUCUUCGCCCCACAAGCACUGUGAGGAGUGCUACGACAAAAGAUCCAUUUGACCAUCCAUUCUUUGCGAAAUUUAAAGCAAAAUUCGAUGCAAUUCGUGCGCCGCCAUCAGCUGUCACUAAGCCCACCGCGACGUCCAGUUUGACCAACCAAUCCAAAUUUACUGCCAGCCCGAACUAUGCCAAAUUUCAGGAAAACAGUGCCAAGGUGGGAGCCAAAACGGUAUAUGAAUACAAUUUUGGUCAGAAUCGAACAACGACGACGACUUGGCCCUACUCGACCAAAACCAGAACAGAUCUAAGGUUGAGCAACAAGAAUUAGAUUUAUGGUAGGGAAACUUGUAAAUAUUUUGUAUAAUGCGGCUAGUUAGGUUUGUAAAUGACAGAAUACUCAUAAAUUAUUAAUCUUAAGAUACAUAAUUAUGAUUUAGAUAAUAAAACUGAAAUGAAAUA